AUGCGUCUUCUCUUUCUGGAUUCGACCAAGUACAUCCUUAAGGGAUUGGAAAAGUGCAGCGAGGUUCUCGGCCAGAUCCACGAGGACUUUAUCGAAACCGUCAAUCAGAAAGAGAUCCAGAUUUACACCUUCCAGGAAGGGAGAGGUAUCUCGAGCAUCAAGGGACUACAUAACAAGAUCGUGGACGACUUCUCCUCGAGACUUCAUCUUCCUAGUAGUCUUGAGACCGUCGCAACAAUCGACGCAAACCACCAAGACAUUGUUAGAUGCUCUGAUAGGAACGAUCCACAGGACAGGUCUAUCUUUGGUGCCAUUGAUCAACUUCUUAACCAACUUAUGAACGACACUACGAUGGCUAGCCAUAGACCUAUGUCAAGGGGACCUGUGGCCUCUGAAGAGGAGUUUAACCCCCGGAAGAAGGUCUCUGAAGCUGGCAACAGGCAACUAGUGCCCUCUAAAGAAAACCCUAGAGCAGCCCAACCGCCCCAGGCUAGUCAAGCUGCUGGUGCAGCCUCUGAGCCACCGGCUGGGGCUGCGGAAACGUUUGUCCCUGGAACCAAUGCUGGAACGCAGGCAAUUGGAUCCUUUCAGGUGAAAUUUGGGAAUAUUGACGCUCAAGGCGGCACUGUGUUGAUCCUGGGUAAUGGAACAUAUGUGUCAAACGUGGCGGGUGCUCAUGUGCAAGGUAUACAGGGCGUGAAGGGUGCGAAACCGGAGACCACUCCGGAACGCCGACUUGGACCCCACUACAUCAUUCGCGAACCUAAAAACACGGAAUUCGUUGGUCGUGAGCCAAUUCUCACACAACUCAUGGAGAUGCUCUAUGAUACCCAACAAGCCUACCGGGCUGUUAUUGUUGGCACGCCCGGUGUUGGCAAGACUCAAGUUGCCUUGCAGCUCUCCUAUUCGAUCAAGGACAGGAAAUGGCUCUUGGUGGUGGAUAUUGCCGAUGAUGCUCAGGCUGUCUUUGGGUCCACAGAGAUCCCAACCAGCUCGUCUCAAUACCGGGGGAUCUGGCAGUAUCUCCCUUGGGAAGAUAAGGGCCGUAUGGUCUUGUUCACGACCAGGUUUUGGGAAGUUGCAUGGGCAGCCGCAAACAGUGGCAGAAACGUCCUCAAGCUUGGGGUAAUGAGCAAAGAAGAAGCGACCCAGCUGUUGAGGUCGCUGAUCCAUAAAGAUGAAGGUGACUCUGACGACUUCCAAACCAAUGGAGCAGAACUCGUGAGGGAACUUGAGUAUCUCCCAGCAGCCAUCAAGGUUGCCGCAGGCUAUAUUGUCACAAACUACAUUACGGUCGGCACUUACUUGGAGCACCUUCGACACGUCUUGCCGAAGCCUUAUUGGGAGAACUAUUGGACGUGGAGACCACUUCUCCCACAUGCCAUGCACAUUCUGUGGGAGAGUAAGGGCAACUAUGGAGUCGAAAGAGCCACUCUACUUGCCCGUGUUGGCGAUGCCUUCAAGACGGACUCGAGGUGGUCAGAGGCGAUCGAGUGCUACGAGGAACUCGGUCUGCACAAGCCUUUUGAGGUGAAUCACGACAAGCCCACAAAGAACUAUGGCCCGAAGAUCACCCUCUACUUCUCGCAUCACAGGCACAUUUAG
Molecule: messenger RNA, 1605 nt
Organism: Thermochaetoides thermophila DSM 1495
Lineage: Eukaryota; Fungi; Ascomycota; Sordariomycetes; Sordariales; Chaetomiaceae
Exons: 7
Coding region: 1-1605 (534 amino acids)
Molecular function (GO): ADP binding
Source: RefSeq, a predicted model, not a curated record